UGUCCCUCACAUGCUGAACAACAUUCGAUGGUUACGCAUACAACGUGCAGCUAUGAUUUUGUUAUGAAACUUUUGGACACUCAGACAUUAGACAAAUAGAUCGCGAUAGACGACACAAUGGCAGACUCACGGCCUCCCUCAUCACAACGAACCUCGGCACCAGAUUUGGAGAUUCUGGGCGACCAGGUUACGCUGCAUCCUAGUGGUUAUAUCGAGCCUCCUGAGCGACUUCAAGACGGAGGCGACAAAGAGCGGAAUUUGGUGGAGCAUAUGGCUAGAUUUCGUUCGAGCCCUCUAGAAUUCCUCAGAGAAGUGUCACUGCAUGUCUCCGGGUCAGGAUGGCGCGCAUACGAGAAUUUCAUCGGACAACCUAUAUUUUACCCUGGUUUCUCAGAGAAUAUGACACAAGCUGUACUUUCGACACCCAUUCUCCAAAAUCGCAUUGCAGAACUGGCGGAGAAGCGGAUAGCGGUCGAAGAGAGGGACGGACUACUGAACACAGACGCCCCGCUGUAUGCUGCAAAGCGAAGCCAAAGGAAAGCUGUCAUUGAACAGAGUCUGCAGGAAUUAUGCGAGAAGUUGACGGGAGAUAUGAUCUGCAAGAUGGAGAGCAGGCCUUUCAUUAGAGGAGCAUAUUAUCUCUGCACACAACUCUUGACGAGAGCAUAUCACCAAGGAAUACAUGUCUCGAGUGAGGAAGUUAUAAGGCUAAGGACCGUUGCUGAACAAGCGGAAAAGAAGAUGCAGAGUAUUAUCUUCCUGCCGUGUCAUAGAAGUCACGUAGACUAUGUAUCCUUACAGCUCAUUUGUUAUCGAUUGGGCUUGGCGUUACCGACUGUGGUGGCUGGAGAUAAUCUUAACAUCCCAGGACUUGGCAGCUUCCUUCAACAUGCUGGUGCCAUGUGGAUUCGAAGAAGCUUUGGAGACGAUGUGCUAUACACAACCCUUGUGCAGUCGUAUAUCGAUACUUUGUUGCAGGGAGGCUUCAAUUUUGAAUGUUUUGUUGAGGGUGGAAGAUCAAGGACCGGAAAGCUUCUGCCUCCUAAAUUUGGUAUCCUAGGUUUCAUCCUGGACAGUGUUCUCUCUGGACGUGUGGAAGACGCCAUCAUUUGUCCAGUCAGUACCCAAUAUGACAAAGUCAUUGAAACUGAAGGAUAUGUUACCGAACUGCUUGGGGUUCCAAAGAAGAAGGAGAAUUUGGCGGAUUUCUUAUCUGCUUCUUCGGUCCUGUCAUUGAAGUUGGGGCGAGUCGAUGUCAGAUUUCAUGAGCCUUGGAGUCUGCGACAGUUUAUCCAAGAACAGCAAUCAAGGACGACUGGAAUUCCUAAAGAAAUCGAUAUGAAAAGCAUUACAGACCAGGCAACGCGACAGAAGUUGUUACGGACGUUGGGCUAUAAAGUCUUGUCUGACAUCAAUGCAGUAUCGGUGGUUAUGCCCACAGCUUUGAUUGGAACAGUCCUUCUUACUUUGAGAGGAAGAGGUGUUGGUAAAGCAGAGUUGAUACGACGAGUUGAGUGGUUAAGCGACCGAGUAAGGUCAAAGGGUGGCCGAGUCGCCCACUUUGGAAACUCACCUACCUCCGUGGUCAUUGAUCGUGGCUUGGAUGUCCUGGGCAAAGACCUUGUUGGUCUUGUCGAGGGUCUACCAGAACCUACAUACUAUGCCGUGGACCGAUUUCAAUUAUCCUUCUAUCGAAACAUGACUAUCCACCUAUUCAUUACAGAAGCUCUGGUUUGUGUAAGUCUUUACACGCGGGUAAAGCGUGGUGGAGGACCAGACAACCAGAGAAUACCGUACGACGAACUUCGAGAACAAGUCUUGUUCUUGUCACAGUUGUUCAGAGGAGAAUUCAUUUAUCCCACAGAUGGAUUGGCCGUGAACCUGGACAACACCCUUCGGGCCUUGGAGACAGACAGAGUUCUCGAGCUAAUCAGAGAUGGUGAAGGGAGGAUCUCUGCAGUUGGUUUGGCAGACGAAGAACGUCGUGCAGGACGAGAGAAUUACGACUUUUACUGCUUCCUCACCUGGCCAUUCGCGGAGAGUUUUUGGUUAGGAGCCGUGGCAAUGAUGGGUUUGACACCUCCUCUGAACUACGAAGGGGACGGUUGGCUUGACGUCAAAAAGUGCCAAGACAGCGCACAACUAUUAGGAAAGACUCUGUAUCACCAAGGAGACCUUUCUUACUUCGAAGCUGUCAACAAAGAGACGCUCAAGAAUGCUUGGACCCGGUUCGAAGAAGAAGGAAUGAUUGUCGUUGCCAAAUCCCGCAACACAAAAAUCCAACCUCGAGCGAAACUCGAUCCUAGCUGGAUGCCCGCACGUGAUCCUUCAAACGGACACAUCGUGCCUGAGGGUCGAUUGUGGGGCUUCAUAGAGAGAAUUGCAUCUUCUCGUAGAGAGGGUAAAAAUAGAAGGGAUGGGGCAACCGUCAGCACAAGAGUAUUGAAGCAUACGGAGACGAUAUCAGAGACGCUAUUUCGAGGCCCGCAAGCAGAGGGAGAAGGCAUGAGUGAGGAAGACAAGGUACUGCUGAAGAAGCAGCAGAGGAGGAGACUAGCGUUGCAGGCUCGAGCACAUUUGUGAGGAUUGCGGAUUGUAUACGUAAAUGAUAUUGAUACCAGGUGAAUUGUAUUUCGAUCAUGAAUUCGAAUAGCUAUUGAGGCAACUCCCUCG
Molecule: messenger RNA, 2673 nt
Organism: Mollisia scopiformis
Lineage: Eukaryota; Fungi; Ascomycota; Leotiomycetes; Helotiales; Mollisiaceae
Product: acyltransferase
Exons: 3
Coding region: 118-2583 (821 amino acids)
Cellular component (GO): mitochondrial membrane
Source: RefSeq, a predicted model, not a curated record